Molecule: messenger RNA, 1110 nt
Organism: Telopea speciosissima
Lineage: Eukaryota; Viridiplantae; Streptophyta; Magnoliopsida; Proteales; Proteaceae
Exons: 4
Coding region: 106-621 (171 amino acids)
Source: RefSeq, a predicted model, not a curated record
ACCUCUGAGACGGGCCGUUUGCGAUCAUUUCCGGCGAGACGUACCUGCAACCGAUCCCAGUUUAGACCGCUCUUAGGUGUUUGGUGAGCAAGACAAGGAAAGGAAAUGAAGGAUGAGGAGGCGCCCACAACCACAACCACAACAGCAACAACCACAGCCAAGAAAGAGAGUAGUGACACCAGCGUCUUUGGGAAAGGAAGAUACAAAUUCUGGGCCCUGGCUGCCAUUCUACUCCUUGCUUUCUGGUCAAUGUUUACUGGUACUGUUACCCUCAAGUGGUCUGCUGGUAACUUAAAUCGCAUCUCCAGUGACCUGGACUCUCCAAUCCAUGAUGAUCUUGAUGUCUUGGAAAUCGAAGAGAGGGAGAAGGUAGUAAAGCAUAUGUGGGAUGUUUAUACUCACAGUCGUCGAAUUCGACUGCCUCACUUCUGGCAGGAGGCUUUUGAAGCUGCUUAUGAGGACUUAGCCAGUGACCUCCCUGGUGUCAGAGAGGCUGCUAUAUCCGAGAUUGCUAAGAUGUCCAUGCGUACCAUUGAUCUCGAUUCCCCUCCUGUUCAAUCAACGGGUGCCAGAGCAAUGAGUAGAAGUUCCAAGCAGACAGAAGGCAAGAAGAUGGGGUAAUAGGCUGGAAUUUGUCAAUGGCAUUAAGGGUGUCGAAGACCCAUGUUUAUCUUUUAUACAGUGGUUGCUCUGGCAAGUUGCCUAACAUGUAAACUAAAGUUUGGAGUAGGUGGUGAUGAGCAAAGGAGCAGAGACAUGCUAAUGAGAUUUAGUCUGUUUCCAUUCUCAUACCUCUUUUUGAUAUUUGUAAUCUUAUCCUAUCCAUAUCUUUUGAUUUAGUUUGGAUUGUUGAACUUAUAACUACAUUUUGGCGGAUGGAUUUCGAGUAGAAAUAUGCUCUGAGAUGAGGGUCUGCUUAAGCAUAUCCCAUCCUUGUUUAUAAUUCUCCCAUAUAAUUUCCGCUGUUCAAAUGAACAUCAAGGUAUUGUAGUGUUCACUCUGUUGUCAUAUGUAUGCGUACUUCAAAUGGAUAUGAAAGCAAGAGCAAAUGUUAUCUUACAUUAGCACAUGAUCAUGUCCUAUGAUAUAUAAUUUGUGGUGUGUAUGCUA